Molecule: messenger RNA, 5279 nt
Organism: Homo sapiens (human)
Lineage: Eukaryota; Metazoa; Chordata; Mammalia; Primates; Hominidae
Gene: BRD9
Product: bromodomain containing 9
Exons: 13
Coding region: 145-1716 (523 amino acids)
Cellular component (GO): nucleus
Source: RefSeq, a predicted model, not a curated record
GUUUCCGGCGCGGCCCAGCGAGCUCGGCAACCUCGGCGCAGCGAGCGCGGGCGGCCAGCCAGGGCCAGGGGGCGGUGGCGGCCAAGGUCCGACCGGGUGCCAGCUGUUCCCAGCCCCCGCCUCGGGCCCGCCGCCGGCGCCGCCAUGGGCAAGAAGCACAAGAAGCACAAGGCCGAGUGGCGCUCGUCCUACGAGGAUUAUGCCGACAAGCCCCUGGAGAAGCCUCUAAAGCUAGUCCUGAAGGUCGGAGGAAGUGAAGUGACUGAACUCUCAGGAUCCGGCCACGACUCCAGUUACUAUGAUGACAGGUCAGACCAUGAGCGAGAGAGGCACAAAGAAAAGAAAAAGAAGAAGAAGAAGAAGUCCGAGAAGGAGAAGCAUCUGGACGAUGAGGAAAGAAGGAAGCGAAAGGAAGAGAAGAAGCGGAAGCGAGAGAGGGAGCACUGUGACACGGAGGGAGAGGCUGACGACUUUGAUCCUGGGAAGAAGGUGGAGGUGGAGCCGCCCCCAGAUCGGCCAGUCCGAGCGUGCCGGACACAGCCAGCCGAAAAUGAGAGCACACCUAUUCAGCAACUCCUGGAACACUUCCUCCGCCAGCUUCAGAGAAAAGAUCCCCAUGGAUUUUUUGCUUUUCCUGUCACGGAUGCAAUUGCUCCUGGAUAUUCAAUGAUAAUAAAACAUCCCAUGGAUUUUGGCACCAUGAAAGACAAAAUUGUAGCUAAUGAAUACAAGUCAGUUACGGAAUUUAAGGCAGAUUUCAAGCUGAUGUGUGAUAAUGCAAUGACAUACAAUAGGCCAGAUACCGUGUACUACAAGUUGGCGAAGAAGAUCCUUCACGCAGGCUUUAAGAUGAUGAGCAAAGAGCGGCUGUUAGCUUUGAAGCGCAGCAUGUCGUUUAUGCAGGACAUGGAUUUUUCUCAGCAGGCAGCUCUUUUGGGCAAUGAAGAUACAGCUGUUGAGGAACCUGUCCCUGAAGUUGUACCAGUACAAGUAGAAACUGCCAAGAAAUCCAAAAAGCCGAGUAGAGAAGUUAUCAGCUGCAUGUUUGAGCCUGAAGGGAAUGCCUGCAGCUUGACGGACAGUACCGCAGAGGAGCACGUGCUGGCGCUGGUGGAGCACGCAGCUGACGAAGCUCGGGACAGGAUCAACCGGUUCCUCCCAGGCGGCAAGAUGGGCUAUCUGAAGAGGAACGGGGACGGGAGCCUGCUCUACAGCGUGGUCAACACGGCCGAGCCGGACGCUGAUGAGGAGGAGACCCACCCGGUGGACUUGAGCUCGCUCUCCAGUAAGCUACUCCCAGGCUUCACCACGCUGGGCUUCAAAGACGAGAGAAGAAACAAAGUCACCUUUCUCUCCAGUGCCACUACUGCGCUUUCGAUGCAGAAUAAUUCAGUAUUUGGCGACUUGAAGUCGGACGAGAUGGAGCUGCUCUACUCAGCCUACGGAGAUGAGACAGGCGUGCAGUGUGCGCUGAGCCUGCAGGAGUUUGUGAAGGAUGCUGGGAGCUACAGCAAGAAAGUGGUGGACGACCUCCUGGACCAGAUCACAGGCGGAGACCACUCUAGGACGCUCUUCCAGCUGAAGCAGGUGUCCCCCGGAGACCGUGACUGUGUGCUCACCACUCCCAGCGCACUCGUAACUCUCUAUUUCCAUCUUCAUCUUUCAUCUCUGUCACUUUCCUUCAUCCUGAAGAGUUUAAAAAAAUAUUUCCUGUAGUUCAGAUUUACUGACAGUGAUCUCUCAGCAUUGGCUUCUCUGAAAGUCUUUAUUUCAUCUUCAUUUUUGAAAUUCAUUUUCCCUGUGUAUGGAAUUUUAGAUGACCUUUUUUCCCAUCUACUGUAAAAUAGGUUUGACUUGCAUUGUUGCUAUAAAAAAGCAUCUGGGCCAAGCAUGGUGGCUCACACUUGUAAUCCCAGCACUUUGGGAGGCCGAGGCGGGCAGAUCCAAGGUCAGGAGGUCGAGACCAUCCUGGCUAACACGGUGAAACCCCGUCUCUACUAAAAAAUAGAAAAAAUUAGCUGGGCGUGGUGGCAGGUGCUUGUAGUCCCAGCUACUCGGGAGGCUGAGGCAGGAGAAUGGCAUGAACCCGGGAGGCAGAGCUUGCAGUGAGCCGAGAUCAUGCCACUGCACUCCAGCUUGGGCCACAGAGCCAGACCCCAUCUCCAAAAAAAAAAAAAAAGCGUCUGAAGUCAUUGUCAUCUUUGUUUCCCACAUGUGACGUGUCUUUUCGGCCAGAUCUGACCUGAAGUCUGCUUUUGUACAGACCACAAGCCAGGAAUGUCUUUUACAUCUUUAAAAGGGUGUUUACAGAAAAGAAAAGGAAGAAGAAGAUGCUUCGGGCAGCGUGUGGCUCACAGAGCCUCGGCUGCUCACUCCCGGGCCCUCGGCAGGACGGGAUCUGGCCGGUGCUCUAGGAGCUUUUGAACUUUUAUCUUUCUUUAUCAGUGAUUUUCAGCAUUGUAUUUUCCAGGUGCCUUGGUGGGCUUUUCUUUGUGUUCUACUUAGCAUUUGUUGUUUCUUGGAUCUGUCUGUAGUUUUCAUCAUAUUUGGAAGAUUUUUAGCCAUUACUCAAAUGUCAUUUUCCACCACUGCCUCUUCCUCCUCCUGCUGGACUGUGGCACUCUGAGGACAGCUCGUGUUAUCUCACAUGGCACCGACACUGUGCUGCCGCACCAGGCUGCUGCAGAUUAGUUUCUGAUGCUGUUGGCUAAGUUCACUCACCUGUUCUCUGGCCACACCUGAACCUGUUAUCCCAGAUCAGUUUUCACUGAUGAUGUCGUCCCGCGCUGCUCAUCACUUGGGCUCCAUUUGCUGCUUUUGUGUAUCUUCUCUCAUGUUGUGUGUAUGUUUUUCCUUACAUCCUUGAGCCACGUUCGUAUUUAUUGCUGCUGCUUUUGAAGUCCUCAGUCACUGAGUCUGUCGCCUCUGCCGUUUCCGGUUCUGUUUCUGUUUGACACUUUGCUGCACUUGGAGCUGUGGGCCAUUGUGCACGUGCCUGGUGGACAGUCCUGACCCUCGCUGUCUGAUAAAAAAGCACUGGCCACAUGGCCGCUGGGAAAUUUGAAUGUGGCCAGUCUGAAUUUAGAUGUGAUGUGUGAGCUACAAACUAGAUCUUAAAAAACUAAUGCAAAAAACGUAAAAAUAUGAGUAACGAUUUCUUAUGGCCCACAUGUUGGAAUAAAAACAUCUUCAAUAAAUUUGUCUAAGUAAAAUGCAUUAGUUAAUUGAAUGUUAAGAGUAAUUUUAAUGUGGCAGCUAGAAUUUUAAGAGCUGGGUAUGGUGGCAUGCACCUGUCAUCAGCUCCACAGGAGGCUAAGGUGGGAGGAUCACUUGAGGCCGGGAGGUCGAGGCUGCAGUGCGAUUGCACCACCGCACUCUAGGCAAUAGAGCAAGACCCUGUCUCAAAAAAAAGAUAAAAAAACAUUUAGAACGAGGCGUGUGCUCGCGUUAUGUCUGCUGGGCAAGGCUGAUCUGGGUUCUUUCUCUCUUUCAGAGAAUACUGAUGAUCAUUUUGGCAGUUGUUACUUGUGGAUAAUGGCCGGAUCCUACCAGGCUUGUCUGGGGUGGGUCCAGGGCAGCCUUAUUCUAGGGUUCGUGUAGCCUUAAUGCUAAGGAGUGGCCCUUCGGGGAGCCCUGUCUUUUCAGCGUGGUCUCUGCUGUGGGUGGAGUUCGGAUGAGUCUCUGUCCUUCCCAGGCUCUGAGAACGUUUGGCUCAUGGCUCCCAAGGAGGGGUCAGUCCCUUGACCUGACGGUUUCAUCUGUGCUUGUUACAGAUGAACUGGGGUCCACAUGCCUGGUGCAGUAAACCCAGACACCCAUGCCGAGGUUUUGUCAUAGAAAGGACGUGUGUAUUUGCAGGGCGCCAAGCAAGGUGGGCCAGGAGGCUCAUGUAUAAAUCCUGGCCUCCCCCACUGGCUACAGGCAAGGCUUGUAAAGCGGGGGUAGAUCUCAGGAAAGCAGAACUGAAAGGCAGAGUCGUGCAUAAGGACACAGAGGUUACAUGUCGGCUUGGCCUAGAAGGGCGGUAUCUGCAAGCAGGGCCUUAUAGGUUAUAGGUGGAUUCAAAGGUUUUCUGAUUUGCAGCUGGUUAAGGAGGAGAAGCUUUGUUUAAAAAUUUGGGGUGAAGAGAAAAGAAUGUUAGCUUAGGCUUGUGGGUGUGGCUUCCUCCAGGCCCGUCAGGAAGAAAUUCAGAACAAAGAACGGGGUCAGAGCUCAGUCUUCAGUUUCUCCUUAUCUGAGCCCUUCAUGCCAGUAGAUUAGUUUGUUGGGGAGGUCCUAGGUGGAGGGUCCAGGUUUCUGAAAGACAACUCAGGGAUAUACAUUAAGAUGUUAUCUUUACUUUCUUUCUUUUUUUUUCUUUUUGAGACAUAGAGUCUCACUCUGUCACCCAGGCUGGAGUGCAGUGGCGUGAUUGUGGCUCACUGCAACCUCUGCCUCCCUGAUUCUAGCGAUUCUCCUGCCUCAGCCUCCCGAGUAGCUGGGAUUACAGGCAUGCGCCACCACACCUGGCUAAUUUUUGUAUUUUUAGUAGAGGCGGAGUUUCGCCAUGUUGGCCAGGCUGGUCUUUAACUCCUGACCUCAAAUGAUGCAUCCAUCUCAGCCUCCCAGAGUGGUAGGAUGUUGUCUUUUCUUUCUACAGGGAACAGUGCUGGGAGGUUGUCUUUACUUUCUACAGGGAACAAACAUCUGUCUCCACCUUCCUUGACUGUUGUUUUAGGAUACUGUUACCUUCUUGCUUAUCAAGUCGCUGAUUUACUUCUCAGAGUUAUCUAAGUAACUGGAAUUUCCCUUGAAGGAACUCAAGAUUUUCCUUGAUUUCCAUGCUUGGAGGGCUCGCAGGCCCCUGAAGAGAGGGUUGCAGCCAGGCGGGAGUCCCCAAGCAGAUUUCUGCAGCUCUGAGGAGCAGCCCCCUCUGCAGAGCCUGCCCCACCAGCUCGUGGUUCUGACUCUGAGCUCUGGUCACCCUCCCGUGUCGUGGCCUGCAGGCUCCUUCCAGGCAGGAAGCUGGCCCCCCCAACACAGCGUUAGAAUCAGGCAUUGCUGUGGGGUAGGGAAAGUGACCCCCUCACAGCCCGGAAAUGGGAAGGCUCUGUGGUUUCCUCUCUGGGUUCCAGUUAGAUUCCUUUCGGGAAAGUGAACUUGGAUAUGGAGUUGAGUGACCCCGAGUGCACCCCCGCAGUAAAUGAUGCUCAGGACUAAAGUGACUGAAGGCUUUUGGGGAAACAGAUGCGAACAAAACAGCAGUAUUCAUUUUCUAAUUAAAAGCUUGUGAAAAUCGA